Molecule: messenger RNA, 1007 nt
Organism: Amphibalanus amphitrite
Lineage: Eukaryota; Metazoa; Arthropoda; Thecostraca; Balanomorpha; Balanidae
Exons: 2
Coding region: 91-996 (301 amino acids)
Source: RefSeq, a predicted model, not a curated record
GCCUUCUCGGGACCAAUAGCGGGCCCGCCGGGUUACGUCCGCCAAUAAUUUCGUCCGUCUGAGAAUUAUUUACGUGGGCGGACGUAUUAUAUGGUCCUCGCGAGUCGGGUCGUGCCAUUUCGUCUCGUGAUGGCAUAUUCAGUACCUACUGGUGAAGCUCCGGCCACCCCGCCCGUGCUGGAUAUCGCCGUCCUUUGUGACGAGCGGGGCCGGCUGCGAUGGGUACCGGAGCUCGUCCUAGGGGUCGACCUGAGGUCCCUGGAGGACCCAGAAUUCCGGGCCAUCUUAGCAAGACGGGUUCGGCGCCUUCAGAUCCAGGUGCACCCCGACCGACACUCCGGCGACGGUACUCUAUCGAGGGUGGUGAACAUCUGCGCUACGGUACUCCGGGACCACGGCCCGGAGUACGUCCGCUGGGUUACGAGGCAGAAUGGGCGGACCGCAAUGGAAGUGGUGCGGGCAGCAUUAUUGCUGCCGCCGCCCUUCCAAGACCUCCCCAGCGAGGACCGAGCGCGGCUGGCCGGAUUGGUCGAGCACCUGGGGGCCCAACUCCGGUCCUCUGAGGCAACCGCCUCGGAGGAGCGGCGACGGGCGAAGAGGGCCGAGGAGCAGGCUGCAGCGGCUCGCCGUGCCGCUGCCGACGCGGAGGCGGCCCGGUGUGCCCAGGAGUCCCGGGCUCGGGCCGAGACCGAGCGGCUCCUGGAGCGCAUCGCCUCACUAGAGGCCCGAGUCGAUAGCCAAGAAGCGGCGCUAUGUCGCCAGAUCACGAGUGCGGAGGCUGCUAUUAGUUCGGCCGAGACCCAGGCCGAGGAAGCUCGGGCCCAGAUUCUGGGCUUCGAGGCCCAGAUCGCCCGGUUGACGGCCGAGGUGGCGGCGCGUCCGACACCCCAGCCGCUACUACUCCGCCGGUGUCUGGAGGUGGCGGCCGGCGUGCGCUCAGUAAACCACGACGUGCGUCGCACUGCGCGGAAAUUGUUGAAUAAAUUAUCACUCUAGACGAUUCCUUG